Messenger RNA from Metarhizium robertsii ARSEF 23, 1380 nucleotides. RefSeq lists its product as uncharacterized. The transcript has a single exon. Lineage: Eukaryota; Fungi; Ascomycota; Sordariomycetes; Hypocreales; Clavicipitaceae. The record is from RefSeq and is a predicted model, not a curated record. The coding region runs from base 1 to 1380 and encodes 459 amino acids.
AUGGCAUCCAAUCACAAAUCCGACCAGAUUCAAACUAUUAUGGACAAGCUUAGCAUCAGUGAUGCGUUAGCUCUGCAAGAGGCGUUUCCAUACAGCGCAGUUCUGAAGAGUUGCUACGAAAAGAGGGCAAACCCUGUGCACUAUCUCUCUCGCACAUUUAAGUAUCCUCUCACGCUGAUGUCAGUUAUGUUCGACACCGGAGCAAUCUUCAGCGGCUCUCGUGGGCUCGACUAUUUUGUUCCAGGCUCUGCCAGGAAAUCAUCAGACUGGGACUUCUACGUACCCGGAUAUAAAGAGUCCGUGGCCGAUAUGGUACAAGCAUUGAGCCUUUGUGGGGUGACCUGGGAGCCUGAGGGGGACAAAAUCGUUGAAACACUUCGAGAGAAGGGAGAAGCACAUGUCAGUCGAGGAGUUCUUGAAGCACUGUGGUCUUGGAUAGACACUCUGGACCAUCAUAGUGCCGAUGCUCUGCUUGGAGAAGCGUUACAUGAAGUUGUCCUCGCGUUUCGUAGCGUGAGGCAGAAAAUGUCAACUUCCCAAGCCUUCAAAAUUACAUAUUCGUCGCAUCGACUGAAAUUGGAGGCUGCGAAAUUGGAAGCCGCGCCGAGUUGGGCUUUCUACAAAGAUUCCGUGGGAAACUCGUUUAGCGUUUUGCAAGGCUGUAUCCAGACAAAGAACGAAAAACAAGGUGUCCAGCUCAUGAUAGGAAUGUGCUACUCUCAUGUUCGGAGUGCCAUGUCUUUCCUUAAAGAAUUCUACGGCAGCCAUGUUCAGUGCUUCGUGGGUGGUUGGUGUGCCAGCCAUAUGUACUAUCCGGAAGCGAGUGAGAAGCAGAGCAUAUUUUGGAAGCAAUCUAGUGGAGAGGUUCCAAAACGAGUUGCCUCCGCACUUAUAAAAUACGAACAAAGGGGAUUCGAAUUUUCCGAGGCAGUUGAUGACGGUCCUAAAACUCGUCGCUUACGGGACGGGGGGUCUUUGUUUCUAGAUUAUGGAGACAUCUAUAGGCAGCACGUGCGGAAGUCCCAUCUCGAACUUCUAGACCUUUGGUUAUCAGAGCGUCGAACAAGCAUCGAAUCCAUUAGUUGGGUCGAGUUUGACCAACGUAUCUUCUGUCUACAAAACUCGGUUCAGGCCUGCUACCGAACUGAACAGAAAUCCUUCUCAAACUCUGGGCUAGAGCUGCCGCUUAACAGACUGAGAAGACUUGGGAAUAUCAUUGCUGUGAAUACCUGGGGUCCUGAUACUUUGAAGUCAGCGGCUUUCCGGAGCACGAUUGCUACGUCUCUUACCAAUGCCAGGUGGCAAGUUCUGGAGCUGGCUAGAUCAGGAACCGUGUUUUGUUGUCUGAAGGAUGCGACUCCGUGGUCUUGGGCGCUUUAG